Daphnia magna is the source of this 1049-nucleotide messenger RNA. Its product is annotated as COMM domain-containing protein 4. The coding region runs from base 416 to 1018 and encodes 200 amino acids. The transcript is spliced from 7 exons. Lineage: Eukaryota; Metazoa; Arthropoda; Branchiopoda; Diplostraca; Daphniidae. The record is from RefSeq and is a predicted model, not a curated record.
GCAACCUCUUAAUUAUAAUUAUUUGUGCGCAAAGCGACAGUCAGCUGUUUUUGCAACUUUGAAUGUCAAAAAACCUAAACAAAAGUGACUACUGACCUUGUCAAAAGAGCGAAAGAACACCUCUUCGCACGUCAGAUUGACAAAUUCCAUGAGCUGUUUCAUAGACAUUUUGAAGCUUUCGAAGUUAUACACUAUUGAAAGUUCAGAUUCAAGGUGUAAACGUGUAUUUAAGAUCUUAAGUGUUUUCAUGGCUCAAAUACGUUAGCUCAUCAUUCAACAGAUUUCAAAAUUACAGAUUGCAAAAUUACAGAUUGCAAUUUUCUUCCAGGGAUAUUGGUAUACAUCUUCUUUUACAAGCGAGAGGUGGAGGGAAUCAUAGUGCUGCUGUUUCCAUUUUCCUGAUUCAGGCGGCGCAAUGAAGUUCCGCUUUUGUGGCGACCAAGAUUGCCCCGAUUGGUUCCUCACCCAAAUGGCUACUCUUUCUCGUCUGAGUUCAGUGAAGGCGAAGUUGCUUACUCAGCACGUGGCCCGUCAUUUGACCGGGGAAGCGAUAGACUUGGAGAAGAGUAAUUCUUUGCUAGCCGAUUCCAAGCUUCCUGAGAGUGAUGUUCGAUCGUUGCUUGGCUCCAUCCAGUUUGUCUUGACAUCCGCAUCCCGCUUCUCCACGGGGGAAGACCACCUGCGGGCUGAAUUACAACAAGUUGGACUUCCUCGUGAACAUGCUACAGCACUGGCCAAAGUUCAUCACGAUUAUGCUGAUUCAAUUCGAAAGCAUUUGAUUCGCGACAGCCUAAUGAGGAACAAGCUAGAAGACGUGAGCUGGCGGAAAAUCGACGGAUCCCAGUUAAUCGAAUUGACUUUACAAAUUAACGAAGGUCUCAUGUCGAAAAAUAGCGGAGUCUCCAUGACGGUGGAUCCAGCAAAAUUGCAAAAUUUACUUUACGAUAUGGAGAAAGUUCGUAGUUUAAUUGCUAAACAUGGGCUGGCUACCAAUGUCGAAACACAGGGAGACAUUUAGAAGAAUAUUACAUCGUAUUUGGUUCACAAGA